This is a messenger RNA of Leguminivora glycinivorella, 2679 nucleotides long. RefSeq lists its product as uncharacterized. Lineage: Eukaryota; Metazoa; Arthropoda; Insecta; Lepidoptera; Tortricidae. The transcript has 3 exons. Bases 66 to 689 code for a protein of 207 amino acids. The record is from RefSeq and is a predicted model, not a curated record.
UAUCGCGAAAGUACUCAUGAAAAGAUAAUGAUAUUUUAUUUAAAUUGUGAAUUGAAGCAGUCACGAUGAUGAGUUCUAUCAGUUUGGCCAUCCUGCUUUCUACCGCGUCCUCGGUAAUCGGUCACGGCAUGGUAUUAGACCCGCCAGGCCGCGCGACCGCUUGGCGAUACGGCUUCAGAACUCCAGUGAAUUAUGAUGACAAUGGUCUGAACUGUGGAGGGGUGGGGAGGCAGUGGGCUCGAAAUGGAGGAAAAUGCGGACUUUGCGGCGAGCCUUACGACACGUCAAUACCUCGUCGCUACGAGUACAACGGCAGAGACUAUCGCGGUGUCAUCGUCGCCACUUACCUUCCUGGCUCCCCCUUUCAAACCACAACUAGGCUCACCGCUUACCAUAAGGGCUUUUGGGAGUUCAGACUAUGUACCAACCACAGGAACAACACCCAAGAAUGCUUUAACCAACACAUUUUAGAGCUAAAGAGCGGUGGACCUAGAUAUUAUCCUAAGAAAGGUAGCACUACGUACUAUGUGAAGUAUAAGCUUCCUGCGUUGACUUGUGACCAUUGCGUGCUACAGUGGAGGUAUGUGGCUGGAAACAGUUGGGGGAGGUGCCCUGAUGGGAGGGGGAGACUUGGGUGUGGCCCGCAGGAAGAGUUUAGAGGCUGCUCGGAUAUUGCUAUCUUGCCUUAGGGCGUGGGUAGCCCAAUGAGGUUGGCUAAAUGUCAAAGAUCAGUGUAACUAUAAAACUCCCGUGAUACUCAAACUCUCGCUCUCUCGGUCGCUACUCUUGAGAAAGAUCCUCGGAAAUGGAUUGAAACAUGUCGAAUAUUAUAUCGACUAACACGUGAGUAACCCGCUUAAAAUAUUUUUAUAGAUCAGUAUAGGUAAAAAGUAUACUAGUCUCUAUUUUUGUACUAUUUUGUUUUUUUUAUGUAGAAAGUGAUUUCGUAGGUACUUCGGACCGCCACCCACAUUGUUCCAUUUUCUGUGACAAAAAUCUUCAUAUGGCCGAGGUUAUUAAAAAGUUAGUAAAUAAUUAAAACAUAUUUUCCAAUCAUAAUUGCCUUUAUUUACACAAUAAAUAUUUGCGCACAAAUCAACGAUAACAAAUAUUGUUAUUUCACUACAUUUGAGAAGUUGUAUGACCCAUAUUUUACACUAAAAUAAAUUAUACACAUUACUUAUUUUGGCUUUGCGUGAAAGCUUUGAGCUCAGCGUAGCAAACAUUUUGAUCAUUUAUGGGCUCAAACAUUUAUAAUUUUUGACAUCAAUAACUGCGAACUAUGUAAUACGGCCCAUGACCGCCAGGCGUUGCCAGCGGUACAGUCACGCACACAGCCAAUAAUGUGUAACACGUAAGUUUGCAUUACAAAAUACAUACAGGGUAAAAUUGUUAAAAUUAACCAUACGUUAAGUCAUAGGUACUGAACUACUUUUACCAGGCUAACAGAGAAAUAGAGAAAAAAAUUACUGUCUUAUGAAUUCAUUUCGGUGAUUCACAUCAAUAGAACAGCCGAGUUUUUGGGAUUUUAAUAUCAGUUCGACAGUAAAAGUAGUUCAAAGUGACUUAUAUAAGUAUUUAAUUUAUCCCUUACCUUACUGUAUGGCGAAACAUAACAAUUUCACUCUGCAUGUUUAAUCAUCUUAAGUAAAUACUUAAUAACACAAUGUGUUUGACACAGUAAUUUAGUUAUAACACAUGUACGUAGUAGAUUCGGGCUGUUAAAAUUAUACUAGAAACAAAUAAAAUAUACCGAUCACAAGCAUUUUACGAAUAAAAAACAAAGGAAUGCUUUUACUGAGCAAUAUAAGUUGAUUUUUGAAAUUUUGAGUAAGAUCAAUAUUGUUACCUAAUGCUUGAUUUUGUGGUGGGACUGUGCCGUUUAACAGGGCAAUCGAUAACAGAUAAUACACAAAAUUGUGUACCUCAUUCAUUUUAAGUAUGCUUUAAAAAACUUAACAACUUAACGAUUUUAAAGCACAGCCUUCUGUUUAAUAUUGCGAUUUUAAAAAUAAUUAUAUCAGAAGCAGUUUAAGAAAUCGUAAUAUUGUAAUUAAUUACAAAAGUAUAAACAAAAUGCACACAAUAUACAAUAAAGCUUUUUGUACAAACGAUUGCUUUCAUCUGAUUUAAAGCCUUCGAGAACGCUUUAUCAUCUGCAGUAACAAUAUCAACACUCCAAUAACAAACACGUUGUAGAAAUUUAACCCAUUCAUUUCCAACGUUCGCAUCAUCCGCAUUACAAUUUACAUGUAUCGUGACGCGAAUUCGCGUCUUCACCAAUCUGGGUUAAAUUCAUCAAUAUAUGUAAAAAAUGUCAGUACAACUAUGCCACUUUUAUUUUCUACAUUUUCUUGACGGACCAUAAGUCCCUAAACUAUACCCUCAUCAGAGUGCCUUACCAUUCCGGUAUAGAAAGUAUACUUCUUGCUUUCCAUUUAUAAAAUUCAUAAAACUGACAAUUUUACUUGAUGGAAGUACUCAAACAUUGCAAUCUUCAAAAGUUAUAUUGAUAUUACUUCCCGAAUCCAACCUAUAGGCACUAGUCCCACUAAAAGCGAGUAAGCGAUGAGCUAUCGAUAGAAACGAACAAAAUAAAUAUAAAAUAAAAAUAAAUAUUGGGGACACCUUACACAGAUCAACUUAGCCCCAAACUAAGCAAAGCUUGUACUAUGGGUG